AUGUAUUCUCCUUCUCAUUCAUUCUUCUUCUCAUUCAUUCUCCUUCUCAUUCAUUCUCCUUCUCAUUCAUUCUCCUUCUCAUUCAUUCUCCUUCUCAUUCAUUCUCCUUCUCAUUCAUUCUCCUUCUCAUUCAUUCUCCUUCUCAUUCAUUCUCCUUCUCAUUCAUUCUCCUUCUCAUUCAUUCUCCUUCUCAUUCAUUCUUCUUCUCAUUCAUUCUUCUUCUCAUUCAUUCUCCUUCUCAUUCAUUCUCAUUUCAGAUAUGUAUUCUCCUUCUCAUUCUUCUUCUCAUUCAUUCUCAUUCUUCUUCUCAUUCAUUCACCACAUCCCCAUAUCCCCAUUCACCACAUCCCCAUAUCCCCAUUCACAUCACCUCACUCACUUCCCAUACACAAUUAA
Messenger RNA from Vavraia culicis subsp. floridensis, 396 nucleotides. RefSeq lists its product as uncharacterized. Lineage: Eukaryota; Fungi; Microsporidia; Pleistophoridae. The coding region runs from base 1 to 396 and encodes 131 amino acids. The record is from RefSeq and is a predicted model, not a curated record. The transcript has a single exon.